AUGCAGGUAAGCGAAGAAGACAACAGGACCGCAGUUCCUUGUCAUGAGUGGGACUACUACAUCGCAAACAAGGCAGACAGCAUCGUGAGCCGCUUCGACCUAGUUUGCGACCGAAAGUAUCUCUAUGACCUGUCCUCGCUCGCGCCUAUCAUCGGUUCCGCCCUCGUGGCGCCGCUGCUCGGCUUGGUAUCAGACCGCGCGGGCAGGAAGCCGGUGAUGAUAGCAUGCGCGUUCGCCCAGCUCUUCGCCACCAUCGGAUGCAGCUUCUCGGAGACGUACUCGUUCUUCAUCUUCACCCGGUGCCUGCUCUUCGUAGCGACCGACGUCACCUUUCUCAACACAUUUAUCUUGAUCCACGAGGUCACUGGAAACGCACACCGCACUACGUUCACUAUCCUCGACACUGCAGUACCGGCCAUCAUAGUCCCUCCGCUGAUGCACGCGCUGUCUCUCCUCGAACCGCGCUGGGUGCUGGCCCAGGCGCUCCCCGUCCUUGGAGGCGUCAUGCUUGCGGCUUGGUGCUGUCUGCAGGAGGAGUCGCCCACCUGGCUCAUCGCCACACGACACAUCGCUAGAGCCGAGAAAGCGGUACUGCUGGCAGCCAAGGAAAACGGCGUGGACGUGGCAAAGGCCCGGGCGACAUUUACGGUCAUCAAGGAACAAUUGUACAAGUUGGACGAUGAUUCCCCCAAUGCGGCUACAAUGGAGCGCGUAUUGGAGGCUGUUAAGACGCGACGUCGCGCAAUAUCCGCCCUUCUGGCCAGGUUCGCUUUGGACGCCACAUUCAUCGGCGUCACCAUUAGCGACGUGACCACAGGGAUUUUCUGGGAGGUGGCACAUGUCAUCGCGUUUGCGGGCUACGUGGCUUCCAUCUGCGUUUGCAUACGGCGAUACGGUGUAAGGGGACUCUGUCCAGUCUACUGGUCAUCCUGA
Rhipicephalus sanguineus (brown dog tick) is the source of this 933-nucleotide messenger RNA. RefSeq names its product solute carrier family 22 member 16-like. Gene Ontology annotation, cellular component: membrane. The transcript has a single exon. NCBI's taxonomy places the organism in Eukaryota, Metazoa, Arthropoda, Arachnida, Ixodida, Ixodidae. Bases 1 to 933 code for a protein of 310 amino acids. Gene Ontology annotation, molecular function: transmembrane transporter activity. The record is from RefSeq and is a predicted model, not a curated record. Gene Ontology annotation, biological process: transmembrane transport.